Messenger RNA from Fusarium odoratissimum NRRL 54006, 903 nucleotides. RefSeq lists its product as uncharacterized. The coding region runs from base 1 to 903 and encodes 300 amino acids. Lineage: Eukaryota; Fungi; Ascomycota; Sordariomycetes; Hypocreales; Nectriaceae. Gene Ontology annotation, biological process: regulation of transcription by RNA polymerase II. Gene Ontology annotation, molecular function: DNA-binding transcription activator activity, RNA polymerase II-specific. The record is from RefSeq and is a predicted model, not a curated record. The transcript has a single exon.
AUGCGGGAUCUCAGUCUCUCCCACCACUGGACAGUUCAUACAGGCCGAUCUAUCAGUCAAUGCUGGUCUACCGAGAGCCCUUGUGGUGUUGACAUAUUUCGGCUCGGCGUCAAUCAUUUGUUUGUCAUGUAUGGCAUUUUGAGUGUCGCCAGCCUACACCUUGCCUCUCGCGAACCUGUUGAUUCGAAAGAGUAUCUCGAAACAGCUGAGAUGCACCAUAAACACGGGAUAGAACAGGUUCGGCAGUUGGACUGGGAGAGCAUGGACACUUCUAGCGAUGCACUUCGAGCUUUCUCGACCCUCAAUCUUAUCUACACCUUGGCUACCUGUGGUCCGCUGGCAGGCCUCACAGGCGAUUCCAGCCCGGACAAACUCUCCAUUGGCCCACAAUGGAUACAUGAAGUCCGGGCUACUGCACCAAAGGUUGACAUGUGCCAGUAUCCGACGUCUCUCAACGAAAUUGACAAUACAAUGGACUUUGCUGCAGAAGACGAUUAUUUCGUUCGCAUACGCGAAACCUUCAGCCACGCCUCAGAUGCAGAAGUAUAUGACUCGGCUCUUCUGCUAUUGAGGCGCUGUCAUAGUCACCUUUCUGGACCCCGAAGUGGCCAUGCAAAUAACACAACACGUUGCGACAUGGACAGAUGGUAUGCGCUUGUAGACUUUCUCUGCCAUCUCUCGGAGGAGUAUAUCGAGAGGCUCCAUCAACGACAGCCGCCCGCCCUUAUCAUUUUGUCUUUCUUUGGGGCGACAUUGUCUUUGCUAGGGGGUUCUUGGUUCAUCAAGGGUUGGGCGCGCUCAAUAGUCACAACGGUCGAUAGUAUCUUAGGAAGUUAUUGGGCACAAUAUACUGGGUGGUGCCGUGACAUAGUAGCACUUCAAUUUAUUGAAGCCGACGAAUAA